Messenger RNA from Oikopleura dioica, 861 nucleotides. The record is from the annotation of a GenBank genome assembly. Lineage: Eukaryota; Metazoa; Chordata; Appendicularia; Copelata; Oikopleuridae.
AUGCUCCGCAUGGUAGAUGACAAUUCUGCACCGUUUCGUAACUCUUCAAGAAGAAUACAGUCUCACUCCUUACAGUUGCUUCUAUUCGAAACCUCUGUCACCGAAAAAAAUGCAUUGGAGGGGGCUCCUGAUCGACUAGGCUGGAUUUGGGACAGCAAAAAAGCGAAACAAGCGGAUGGGAAGAGACGAAUGUUCAUCAAGAAUAGGAAGUUAGUUUUCGAACCUCCUCUUGAGACAAUUUCUGGCACAUAUGAAAUCCCUGAUUGGGUUGAAGAAGAAGAUAAAAAGUCCCGAGAGAAAAAAUCAGCUCGUGGUACCAACCAAAAGAAAGGAAAAAAGAAGAAGCAGAACAAGAAAUUAAAUAAAAGACCAUCAACUCAACAACACGAUGUUCAGGAUAAAUUAUCAAGCAGCCAAGCCGAGUGUUCCUCAUCUCGAGAUACUGAACUCGAACUUGACAACGGCGAUGUAGCAGACUUGGUGACAGAAGACAAUGAAGACCGCCCAAGCAACGAGGAACCUUCCAAUGAAAUGGCCUCUUUAGCUGAAGAUCUUGACGGAACCCACUUGGAAGAGGAAGAAUGUCCGGAACCUGAGGUAGAAAAAAACACUAGAGCAAAGUCGGUCGACAAGAAGACCCUCCAAAGAGAACGACUUGAGGCUUUCAUGAUGUGUCAAAUCUGCUACGAAUACUACGAUGAUGGAAAACGCGCAAAAUACUCGCAUGCCUGUGGCCAUUGUUGUUGCUGGACUUGCAUGAAAAUGGAAUUUGCUCGUCAACGAAAUAUCGGAAGAAAGAAGUUCUACUGCCAUUGCGGAUUCGAGAUCCACGAGAAAAAAAUCAUCCGAAUGUUUGCUUGA